AUGGCGGCCGUGGACCCCGAAAAAGCUCACCACAAUGUCGCUGCGGCGCCCGACUCGUUGACCGACUCGCCUUCCCACAUUGUCAACGAAGACCGCCUGCGUCGCUCGCUCUCAGCACGCCAGGUGCAGAUGAUAGCUAUUGGAGGUACCAUUGGAACCGGUCUCUUUCUUGGUACUGGCAAGGCCCUCGCAACGGGAGGUCCUGCAUCGCUGCUCAUCUGCUACUCGAUCGUUGGCUUCAUCGUCUUCUGCACCAUGCUGUCGCUGGGCGAAAUGGCAGCGUUUGUGCCGGUUGCUGGAUCCUUUUGCACCUUUGCGGGACGCUACGUCGACGACUCGUUUGGCUUUGCGCUGACGUGGAAUUACUGGUUCAACGACGCUGUCAGCACGGCAGCCGACUUGGUUGCCCUGCAGCUGCUAAUCCGGUACUGGAGCGACAGUGUGCCGUGGUAUGCGCUUGGUAUCGCUGUAUGGGUACUUAUUGUGCUGGCCAACAUUAUCAACGUCAAGGCUUACGGCGAACUGGAAUACUGGCUGAGUCUGCUCAAGGUGGUGACCAUCAUCAUCUUCAUCAUACUAAGCAUUGCCGUCAACGCCGGUGCAAACACGCAUUAUGGGUACAUUGGCGGCAAGUUCUGGACGAUUGGCGACGCUCCGUUUGUAGGGGGCAUAGGCGGCUUUGCCUCUGUCUUCGUAACUGCAUCUUUUGCCUUUGGCGGCACAGAAUCCAUUGCCAUUACCGCAGGCGAAACACGAGACCCCGCUCGCACGCUCCCCCGCGUCGUCAAAAACGUCUUCUGGCGCAUCCUCCUCUUCUACAUCCUCACCGCCAUCAUGAUCGGCUUCAACAUCCCCUACAACUAUCCAGGCCUCAGCACAAAGUCCAGCCGCACAUCCCCCUUCACCAUCGCCUUCCAGAUGGCCGGCUCCAAAGCCGCAGGUUCCUUCGUCAACGCCGUCAUCCUCACCAGCGUCAUCUCGGCAGGAAACCACGCGCUAUACGCUGGCUCUCGCCUCCUCUUCACCCUCGGCGCAAACGGCCACGCCCCCAAGGUCUUUACAAAACUCACCCGCUACCAGGUCCCCUGGGUCGCCGUUGCCACCACCAGCCUCGUCUCCAUCGUGCUCUUCUCGCUCUCCUUCGCCGGCUCCGGCCAAGUCUGGACAUGGCUGCAAAACAUCGUCGGUGUCUCCAACCAGCUCAGCUGGAUCUGCAUCGGCAUCGCCUCACUCCGUUUCCGCGCAGGCCUCAAAGCCCAGAACAAAGAACACCUUCUCCCCUUCCGCAACUGGAUGUAUCCAUGGGGUCCCGCCAUCUGCAUCGUCCUCAACUCCUUCAUCGUGCUCGUCCAGGGCUGGACCGCCUUUAGCCCGCGCUUCUCCGCCAUCGAUUUCGUCAGCUUCUACCUCGAGCUCCCCGUAUUUUUCGCCAUGAUCCUCGCCUGGAAACUGCUCAAGAAGACUAAAUUCGUGCGUGCCGCCGAUAUGGAUCUCGUGACUGAUGUGUAUACAAAGGACGACAUGGAACCUGAGUCUGAGGGCUGGAAGACUAGGGGCAUGAGAAUUGCAACGUGGUUCUGUUUCUAGAUUUUUAAUAUCACACUUGUUGUGGUGUAGACUUUUCAAAAAUCGCUUACAACCACAGUUUGAUUGUUUUUUGGACAUG
Messenger RNA from Exserohilum turcica Et28A, 1666 nucleotides. RefSeq lists its product as uncharacterized. Gene Ontology annotation, molecular function: amino acid transmembrane transporter activity. Bases 1 to 1587 code for a protein of 528 amino acids. The transcript has a single exon. NCBI's taxonomy places the organism in Eukaryota, Fungi, Ascomycota, Dothideomycetes, Pleosporales, Pleosporaceae. The record is from RefSeq and is a predicted model, not a curated record. Gene Ontology annotation, biological process: amino acid transmembrane transport. Gene Ontology annotation, cellular component: membrane.